UAUUUACAAAUAUUUCUUUUUUUGUAACUUUAUAAUUCCUUUUCAUAUUUAAAAUAUUGAUCCAUUUGAAUUUUUUUCAAAUGGUUAGUUUUUUAUAUCCCAUAAUUUAACAAUUUCUCUUUUGUUCAUUGAUAUAAAACAUUAGUUUUUCAUGUAUGAAAUUCUCAUAUACUGAUACUUUUCUCAUUCCCUCUUUUAAAAUUACUUUUUAAAGCAUUAUAAAUAUUUAAUGCUUAAAAAAAUUUUUUUAAAUGUUUAUUUUUGAGAGAGAGAGAGAGAGCAUGAGCAAGGUGGGGCAGAGAGACAGAGGGAGACACAGAAUCUGAAGCAGGAUCCAGGCUCUGAGCUGUCAGCACAGAAUCCGAUGCAGGGCUCAAAUUCAUGAGCUGCGAAAUCAUGAUCUGCGCCGAAGUCAGACGUUUAACCUACUGAGCCACCCAGGCACUCCAAAUAUUUAAUGCUUAUUGAACAACAACAACAAAAUUGAUGCACAAAAAUAUAAAAUAUAAAGAACAAGGAAAGAAUAAUGAAAGGCAUACUACAAAGCAGGAGUAAUCACUGUAAAAUUUUUCAUGUGUAUCUUUCCAGAUUUUUCUAAGUAUAUACAAAUACAAUCAUAUAAAAAUUAAAUCAAUUUCUGAAAUAGUUUUGUAAGUACUUCUUCAUUUAAAAUAUAUGGUGAACAUCUUUCUCCAUCCACAAGUGUCUAUAAAUAUAGAUCUAGAAUAAUUUUUAAUAACUAUAUAGAUUCCAUUUUGAUGAUGUGUUCUACACUUAAAUCUACACUUAAAAAUAGAAGAAAAUAUAUUAUAAAUAUAUGAAUAUCUACAUGUACUAAAAAAUGGUAGGCACCAAAUGCUUAGAACUUUUUCUCUAAAUUUUAUUACUGCCUUCUAUCCUUCAUAAUGUAACUGGGACAGAUGGUCAGAGAAGAAGAUUUUGUAUAUUCUUGUACUCUGAAAGUAGCCAAGAGGCAAUUGCCAUGUGAAUAUACUUCUAAAGCUUUUUGUUAUGGUGAAUUUCAAACAAAUAAAAAAAAAAGUAACUCAAUGAACCCCCAUUUACCCAUCACCUGGCUUCAGCACAGUCCAUUUUGUUUCUUUGUCCAGUCAUUAUACUACCCCUUACUUGAAGCAGUCCCAGAUAUCACAUCAUUUCAUUCUCAAACAUUUCACUGUGGGUCUCCAACUAUAAUACCAUUAUCACCAUUUUAAUAUUUUUGUUGUGUUUCAGAGAAGGAGGUGUCACAAUGAUGGUCCAAAAUGGCCAAACAUAAAUUUAUUUUUAAAGAAGAGGUACUUUUUCUGGUUGCCAUACUCACCUUCUACAAAAGACUUAAAAAUGGGAUACUUGGUUUUAUUGGACCAUUUUAUGUGAAGUGAUUUCAAAAUCUUUUAGGAAAGGAAUCAUUUAAAGAUCUAUAGGGUUUCUAGAAGUUCGACUGCUUAAACAACGUGUGGCAUUGAGGAGAUAAAUUAGCUAAGGACUCUGCAUUUGAAGUUUAAAUUUGAGCAGAAAUAGUCAUUCAGUUUUGAGGAAGAGAAAAUCACAAGGUUUUUAAGCCUUUUUUCUUUUAUUUUUUAAGCCUUUUUUUAAAGUUUAUUCAUUUAUUAUUUCUGAGAGAUAAAGAGAGCACAGUGGGGGAGGGGCAGAGAGCAAGAGAGGGAAACACAGAAUCCGAAGCAGGUUCUAGGCUCUGAGCUGUCAGCACAGAGCCUGAUGUGGGCUCGAAGUCAGAUGCUUAACUGACUGAGCCACCCAGGUGCCCCAAGCCUUUUUUUUUUUAAAGAUAGCUUUAGAAAAUCCUGAUUCUUGGGGUGCCUUGGUUGCUCAGUUGCACACCCCACUCUUGUCUCACAAUUUGUAGGUUCAAGCCCUGCGUCCAGCUCUGCACUGACAGCACAGAGCAGAGCCUGCUUGGGAUCCUCUCUCUCCUUCUCUCUCUGCCUUUCCCCUGCUCAUGCUCUCUAUCUCAAAUAAAUAAACUUUAAAAAAAAAAAAAAAAGAAAAUCCUGAUCCUUAAACCUGGACACAUGCUUCUUCGUUUGAUGCCUUGUCAGGUGUAUUUAGGGCAUAGGAGGAUUUGCUUCUCAUGGCCCAACACUGGGAAUCAAAGCAUCAUCUGAGAGUUCAAUCUUUAGGCUGGCUGGUCUUCAUCACCCAUAGGUGUAUAUAGUCAACCUAGACUGUGAAAUUCAUCUGCAUGUAAUAACUAUGUAAUAUUUUCCAUGUGCAAUGCACUCUCUUUGACCCUUUCAGGUGCACCUGUUCACAUAAUUCCCACCGCAACCCUGCGGAGAAGGUAUCAUUACUUAUACUGACUGAGGCUCACACAAGUUAUGGCCUAAGAGCAUGCAUCUAAUAAAUGGUGGGACAAGGAUUCAACCCGCAUCUUUUCAUGACCCACGCUGCCUGUUGGCAAGAAUAAAUAGAUCCUUACUACAGAUUUAAUGACCUUAAGUACAGAUGGAUCUCCUUGGAUAACUGGACCUAUAGCAAGAAAUUUCAAAUCCCCUUUAACAUUAGCCUGCUAAAAGAGAAAUAAAACCAGAAUAUGGUGCUCAACAUCAACAUUGCUGUGCGCCAUGUUCACGUUUGCAGCAAAUGGCAAAAAGUAAACCUGAUUUUUGAGGGUGUUGAUACAGUUGCAAAAAUCCUGCUAAAUAGUGUUCCUAUUGGGAAAACAGACAACAUGUUCAAAAGAUAUAGCUUUGAUAUUACCACUGUGGUUAGAAAUGUGAACUCCCUUGAGCUGCGUUUCCAGUCCCCCGUGUUGUAUGCGGCGCAGCGGAGCAAAGCUCACACUAGCUACUGGGUGCCUCCAGACUGCCCUCCGCCUGUGCAGAAGGGCCAAUGCCACGUCAACUUCAUUCGAAAGGAGCAGAGUUCCUUUAGUUGGGACUGGGGGCCGUCCUUCCCUACCCAGGGCAUCUGGAAAGAUGUCAGAAUCGAAGCCUAUAAUAUUUGUCAUCUGAACUUCUUCACGUUUUCCCCUAUCUACGAUAACCAUACCCAGGGGUGGAAUCUUGAAAUAGAGUCUUCUUUUGAUGUUGUCAGCCCAAAGCCAAUUUCUGGUCAAGUGAUAGUAGCCAUUCCUAAACUGCAAACACAGCAGAUGUACAGCAUUGAACUUCAACCUGGGGAAAGGAUUGUUGAGCUAUUUGUGAAAAUUAAUAAGAAUGCUACUGUAGAAACUUGGUGGCCUCAUGGACAUGGAAACCAGACUGGAUAUAAUAUGACAGUUCUUUUUAAGUUGGAUGGAGGCUUAAGUAUUGAAAAAUCAGCUAAGGUUUAUUUUAGGACAGUGGAACUUAUAGAAGAGUCCAUUGAAGGGUCUCAAGGUCUGAGUUUCUACUUCAAAAUUAAUGGAUUGCCCAUAUUUCUGAAAGGCUCAAACUGGAUCCCAGCAGAUUCGUUCCAGGAUCGAGUAACCUCUGACUUGCUACGGCUCCUUUUGCAGUCUGCUGUGGAUGCUAACAUGAAUACUCUCCGGGUUUGGGGAGGAGGAAUAUAUGAGCAAGAUGAAUUCUAUCGACUCUGUGAUGAACUGGGAAUAAUGGUAUGGCAGGAUUUUAUGUUUGCCUGUGCUCUUUAUCCGACUGAUCAGGGCUUCCUGGAUUCAGUGAGAACAGAAGUUGCUCACCAGAUCAGGAGACUGAAAUCUCAUCCUUCCAUCAUCAUAUGGGGUGGAAAUAAUGAAAAUGAAGCAGCGCUGAUGAUGAAUUGGUUUAAUAUACACACCAGUGAACUGCAUACCUACAUCAAUGACUAUGUGGUUCUGUAUGUGAAAAAUAUUCGACAGAUUGUUUUGGCAAGAGACAAGACUCGUCCUUUUAUCAUAUCCAGUCCUACAAAUGGGGCCGAAUCUAUUGAAGAAGGCUGGCUGUCUGCCAACCCCUAUGACAAGAAUUUUGGUGACGUACAUUUUUAUGACUAUAGCAAUGAUUGCUGGAAUUGGAAAAUUUUCCCCAAAGCUCGAUUUGUAUCUGAAUAUGGAUAUCAGUCCUGGCCUUCCUUCAGUACAUUAGAAAAGGUUUCAUCUGAAAAGGACUGGUCUUACAACAGCGAAUUUUCACUUCAUCGACAACAUCAUGCAGGUGGAAAUAAUGAAAUGCUGCUUCAGAUUGGAUUUCAUUUCAAACUCCCAAAAAACACAGAUCCAUUACAGACAUUCAAAGAUACCAUUUACCUUACUCAGGUGAUGCAGGCGCAGUGUGUCAAAGUAGAGACUGAAUUCUACCGCCGCAGUCGCAGCGAGAUAGUGGAUGGAAAAGGACACACCAUGGGCGCACUUUAUUGGCAGCUGAAUGAUAUCUGGCAGGCUCCCUCCUGGGCUUCCCUAGAAUAUGGAGGAAAGUGGAAAAUGCUUCAUUACUUUGCUCGACAUUUCUUCGCUCCACUGUUGCCAGUGGGAUUUGAGGAUCAAGAUGCGUUUUUCAUCUAUGGUGUGUCAGACCUUCACUCUGACUGUAAAGCGACGCUCACUGUGAGAGUCCACACGUGGAAUUCCCUGGAGCCCUUGUGCUCCUCUGAGACCGAGCGUUUUGUCAUGGAAGCAGGGAAGGCCAUUCUCCUAUACAAGGAGCAGGUGCCUGCAUUGUUGGGGCGUUGUGGGAACUGUACCCGGCAAAGCUGUGUGGUUUCCUUUUACCUUUCAACGGACAACCAACUUGUGAGCCCAACCAACCAUCACUUCCUGUCUUCGCUGAAUGAGACCGUGGGGCUCCAGAAGGCACACAUCACCGCCAACAUCUCCCAGCAAGGUGACACAUUUGUGUUUGAUCUGGAAACCUCGGCUGUCGCUCCCUUUGUUUGGUUAGAUGUAGGAAGCAUCCCUGGGAGAUUCAGUGACAAUGGUUUCCUCAUGACUGAAAAGACAGGGACUAUAUUAUUUUACCCUUGGAAACCCACCAGCAAGAGUGAAUUGGAGCAAUCUUUUCACGUGACUUCCCUGACUGAUACUUACUGAGGGGUUACAGGUUGUAUUUUCAGCGAACUCUGGAAUAAAGCAUUUCGAAGGCACCGGCCGAAGCUGAAGACAAGUUGAAGAGGCUGAGAAAUGUGUCUGCUUGCGGCCACACAUCUGAUUCAUCGCUCUGUGAAGACUUUGUACAGAGCAUUCUUUCGGGAAAGGUUGUUUACUCAGGUGAUAUCCUCCAGCAAGGCUGUGCAUCGGUGUUCCUCUGUGCCAGGACUGUAGUUUUAUCCCUGCCCCCACAGCUUUAGCAAAGCCAUGACCCAGUUAUGACCCAGUUGUAACCCAGCCACCUCCUCCUACCCUGGAGAGGAAGUCCACACAUAAAGUCCUCUCAGGGAAUCGCAGGAACAUGACCAUUGUGGUAUCUGUGGAAGGUUGUGAGGUCACGUAGGCCUCUCCUAGUUAGCUUUGAAAAAUAAUGAAUAAUCACAGUGAAGCUGCUUUGUUAUUAUUCCCUGAGGAAAUGGAGGUUAAACAGUCACAACAGAGAGAGAUUUCUGGGUAGUAGCCACGUUGUUGUUUUUGUUGCUGGAAAGUUUGGGGUGUUGACUGUCGCCAUUUGAUUACUUUUUUGGGUAGGGUUCUUUUUUCCUUUGUGGGUUUUGUUAUAAAAUACUGUUUUGACAAUAACAGCUUCUUUUUUUCAAAGGCCAUUUAGAGUGAUUCUCCUUUGAAAAAUAAGCUCACAUUGAAAUGGACAUCACUGUGGUCACUUUGGAAACUUCUGCGUGUCAUAUGCUGUCACCUGUAAUUAUGUAUGGGUUGUAGAUGUGGCUAAAUCCAAUGAACUUUCCAAUUCAAAGUCUGUGAGUUAGAUUUAUAUUUGUUGACCCUGGCAACAAAGUGGUGUUUCUUUUAGCUUCGGUUUCAAUCAUUUUAUAUUAAUAUUGAUUAAUUGUAAGUUGCUGUAAAUUUGUUUUAUUGUACAUGAUCAUGUUUAUAAAUUAUAUUGAUAAUGAAACAAAUGGGUCAAAAUGUUAAUAGAUGAGGUGUGUAGGAAUUCUUUUGGACUGCUUUUGCAACCAUUCCAUAAGUUUGAAACUACAUCAAAAAUUAAAAGUUACAUAAAUUGCACUGACAA
Acinonyx jubatus (cheetah) is the source of this 6059-nucleotide messenger RNA. It is a transcript of the gene MANBA, whose product is annotated as mannosidase beta. The transcript is spliced from 18 exons. The record is from RefSeq and is a predicted model, not a curated record. Gene Ontology annotation, molecular function: beta-mannosidase activity. Bases 2555 to 4969 code for a protein of 804 amino acids. Gene Ontology annotation, biological process: glycoprotein catabolic process; carbohydrate metabolic process. NCBI's taxonomy places the organism in Eukaryota, Metazoa, Chordata, Mammalia, Carnivora, Felidae.